AUGAAUUCCAAGACGGACGAUCUCGAUAAAAUUAAGACUGCGUUAGAGUCCGACAAAACUCUCUUCCAGACUCAGACUAAAGAUCAAAUUGACGAUGGGACUAUUGAAGCCCUCGGUCCCAUGUCCGCCAUAUCUGUUUCUGCAUUUUAUCUUAUCUCUUACGGAGGAUAUUUCGGUUUGACAUGGGGAUGGUUUAUCCCUAGUGUGAUACUACUUCCACAAGUGCUGGCGGUGUCAGAGUUAUGCUCAUCAAUGCCGGUUAACGGAGCUUACUACUGGUGGGCUGCAGCCCUGGCACCACCUGCGUGGUCGCGCUGUGUCGGGUUUAUCUCGGGCUGGGUCACCAUGUUUGGACUGCUCACUGGGAUCGCCAGCUUUUCAUACGCUGUUGCUGCUGGUCUUGCGCAGUCCAUAAUGAUUGCAAAGCCUGAUUGGUCAGCUAGUAAUCCGAUAAUCAUGGCAAUGGCUCUAGCCGUGGUCGUGUCCUGGGCUCUGACUAUGGCACUGCGUCUCGAGAGCAUCAGCAUAGCCUAUAUUUUUACAGCCGCGGUCAUGCUAUUAUAUACAAUCAUCUAUCUCAUCGCCCUGCCCGUUACACAUGCUGUCCAGGGGCAGCCUUUUCCUUCGGCUAAGACAGUGUUUGGGAGUUAUCAAAACUAUACCGACUGGGAUACUGGGGUCGCUGUAACAUUUACAUGGUUUUGUGCUGCCUGGGUGAAUUCUAUCUGGAUGGCUCCAGCCUAUGUUGCUGAGGAGACACAUAAUUCUCGGAUCAGUGCCCCGAAGGCUAUGAUAACAUCUUAUUUGUCCACUUGUAUGAUGGGCCUUUUUGUGACGGUAAUCACUGCAUUUUGCAUCCCAGACAUGGAUACCCUCGCUGCAGACCCUUCGGGCUACUACUUCUACACCGUCCUUCUAAACCACUGGGGCCGACAAAAGGCCUCUGCAUUCCUUUUAUUCAUUGCUCCGUUCAGCACCUUUGGCGGCAGUGGCAUGCUCCUUACCUAUGCCACUCAGAUUGCCGCCUUCGCCCGUGAUGGCGGUCUCCCGUUUGCAUCCUAUCUCACCCAUAUAAACAAGCGCCUCAAUCUUCCUUUGAAUGCCGUCUGUGCGCUAUCUACCGGCACAGCUCUUCUACUUCUCCUCUCCUUAUCGGAGUCUGCAAAACAAAUCAUCUACUCCCUCGCAGUCCUGUGCGGACUUUUAAACUCGGCUGUCCCUGUCGGCCUGCGUCUGUUUGCUGGCGACCGAUGGAUUCCAGGCCCAUGGAAUUGUGGAAGAUGGAGCAAACCGAUCCAUGGAUUUGCGUUCUUGUCACAGAUUUAUUUUAUGAUUAUGGAGUCCUUUCCCCUUUAUAAGGCUUGGGACGCGGCUACGACUUUCAACUAUAAUUGGGUCGUGACACUAGGAGUUUUACUCAUCUCGAUUGUGCUUUAUUUGACUUAUGGAAGGAAGUUUGCAGGAAUUCCAUUGCAGGAGAGGGGCGCUGGCGAGAAUACUGCUAGAUAG
Penicillium cataractarum is the source of this 1509-nucleotide messenger RNA. RefSeq lists its product as uncharacterized. The record is from RefSeq and is a predicted model, not a curated record. NCBI's taxonomy places the organism in Eukaryota, Fungi, Ascomycota, Eurotiomycetes, Eurotiales, Aspergillaceae. Gene Ontology annotation, cellular component: membrane. Gene Ontology annotation, molecular function: transmembrane transporter activity. Bases 1 to 1509 code for a protein of 502 amino acids. The transcript is spliced from 5 exons. Gene Ontology annotation, biological process: transmembrane transport.